AUGAACGGUAUUGGGUGUAAAUCUGAGGAAUUGGAGGACGCCCAUAACGUCCAAAGUGAUGAAUCUAAUCAAUCGUUCAUUAUGGAGACCACAGUCUCAUUGGAAUCAAGAGUGAAUGACAAACCUCAGGAAAAUGAAAAACACAAAGAUCCUGAUCUAAUGUUAAAAUCGGUCGAAAGAUUAACCCUUGAGUUUGUCUCUUCGGCUGAACAGUUGAGAACCAACAGUAGUGGUCCUACCCAUCAUAGUCACAAUUUUGUACAAGCCACAGUGACAACGGAUAGUUCUGGCGGCAAUGAUUGCACAACAACGGCAUCCAUUUCCAAUGACACUUGGGAUGAAGAUACUUGCCCCAAUGAUGUAAGUUUUCCCAGUGUUAGUAUGUCGGUACCCAAAAUUGUCUCCAUCACCUAUGACGAAGAUGAUGAAGAUCAAGCCACCACAGCUGAUUACAAGGAGCUAAAUGAUUUUGCAGAGAAUACACCGAAUAUUGAUGAAUUGCCGGCACCCGAUUUAUCUUUAGAUUUCGAUAAUAUUGGUGUACAACAGGCAAAUGGCAAUGGUGGUUAUAACUAUGAUUCUCAGCCGUCAUCCAUUGAUUGUUAUACCGACAAAACGUUGGUAAAUGAAAGGAGCGGGGAUGUAUCGGAUAAAACCCAAAUAGAUGGUAAACAGACAGAUAAACACGAAUCGGCAACAUCUGAAAAUUCUUCCUGUGGCCUGAAUUUCAAAUUGGGUGGUAUUGUGCAGACUGCGGCCGCUGCUCCUUCGUUGUGUUUCAAUGUCAGUGCAAUGACAAAUUCUACCUUCAUAGCCCAAGAGGCUAGAAAGCUGGCCAAUAACCUACAGGCUGCAGACACUGAUUGUGAGGAAGAGUUAACCUUUAGCAUUAAUAGCCUGGAUUUGGACAAUAUUCGACCACCAUCCGGAAUGGAUUCAUUGAAUAUUUCUGGCUAUUAUCAAGAUACCCAUACACAACCGAAUUCACUGCAAAAUUCUCCGCAAAUGCAUUUCAAGUCUCCGAAAUUCCCGCGCAAAACAUUACCUGCUGGUUUGGUAGCACGCAGAGCAUUGGGUCAAAUGCCUCCACAUCUUAGCGGAAGUGCGGAGUCGGUUAAUUCUUCGUGCAACUUGUUACUGGAUAACAUAAAACCGCCCAGCUUAAUGGACGAACUGUUGGACUCGAUGAUAAGUGUCUCCAGCAUACAAUCUGAAAUUGCCGACGAUUGUGCCAGCAUGGCCACAACCGUGACGGUGUCAAAUUAUGAAACAGCUAAUGGGGGUGGUGUAACAUUGGGCGGUGAGGAUGGUGACACCAUAACAUUGCGGAGCUACAGUGAAGAUCAAUUGCCACGCGAUGAUGACCAACAUACCUAUAACGAUGGAAAUAUUACACCAUUACCAUCCGAUUAUGAUUUCAGUUCAGCGGAAAGUACACCAAAGAAAUCCUACACAUCGUCUCCUGGCUUGGGAAUAAGAAAUCUAACUCCGAAACAGAAACGACAAGUUGUUAAAGAUCGUUAUCGUACCUAUACCAUUGAUGGGGAAAUGAGCGAAGAGUUGAGAAGAAAAAUUGAGGAGGCGCAAAAAGAUGAGACGCUACAAAUUGAGAUAACCAACUAUGAGACCAACAGCAACACCUUAGAGAAUGGAAAGUGCAACAGCGGUGAUGGUGAUGAUGAACAAAAACAAGAGAAUGAUUUACAAAAUACACCACGCAGCCGAAGAAGAUCUAGUCAGGAACGUUAUAGAACUCAAACUAUAAGCUAUUCUGAUUUGCAGGCCCAUUUAAAACAAGAAGCCAAUUCCACAGAUAUAACCUCAACCUCAAAUUAUAGAUUUACACACACAACCAGUGAUACUGUGUUGUCAACCGAUCAGACCGAAUUGAACACUAAAUUGGAUCAAGAUCUAACAAGUUUGGAAUAUGAUCAGAAUUCUGAAACAGAAUCAUGUCAUAACUAUGAUACAAAACCGCAUGUCUUGACAGAUUGUGAAGAAGAACAAGAGCCAGAUGAUCCAGAAACGGAAACAAUAGAAGUGAUUAGACCAAGGAUUGUUAUACCCGGUGAAAAAAAUGCGAGCCAUAAUGAUGCUAAUGCGGAAAAUGGCGAAGAGGAACAAUCCUCGCCGGUGAAGGCGAUUCGGGGAGGUAAGAAGCCACAAUAUGUCUCUCCCUAUAGUAUGAAGUUUCAAAAAACCAGUGAGCCAAGUAAACCGGUGAAAGCACAAGCGACAACACCUGCUACAGCAACAAAACCAAAUUUGCAGUUAAGAAAACCCAAUGGAACUUCUGUUGUGGCUGCUAAUACCAAAUUGGCCCAAAAGAAACCUCUAAAGGAUGCUGCAGUUAAAGAGAAAACCACAAACGAGGUGGCAAAGGAAGUACCACCGCCCGCCCCGCUGGAACGUCAAGGCACCUUUGUCAAAGAUGAACCAUCCGUGGAUGCCUCCACAGUGCCAGUAGUUGAAACUAGUCCCAAAAAAUCCAAACUUUCAAAGCUGCCAAUGAAACGCCAAUUGUCUACACCCAGCAGCAAUACAUCACCGCAAAAAACCGCCAGUACACGAAAGCUCCCAACAUCAGCCAAUUCCGCUUUAUCUGUAACAAAUAAUCGCAGAACUUUCGGUGGUUCCAUAACAAAACCUCAAAGGGCAAACAGUAAUGUCAAUAUAAGGGUAACAACCAAUGCUGCACGCAUUGCCGUAUUGUCGACAAGGGUUUCAACCACUACUCCACCAUCGCGUAGCAAUUCAACAUUGAAUUCGGCAAAUGCGGCUGUUACUGCAGCACAAAAUGCUGCGGCAAAAAUUAAUCAAGCCCAAUCACGUAUUGCCGGGAUUUGGCGUAGGGUGGAUGAGGCAAAGAAUAAACAACAAACAACAACGACAAAAGCAACAAACAAAGGAUCUCAAUUAAGUGGAAAGACAGCAAACGCGACAAACACGACUACACCACAACCUGGUACGUUGGUACGUAGUACAACAUUUGAUAAUUCACCACCAUUGACGGUAAUAAAACCCAAAGCUGGCGUGGCAAGUUCGGCUGCUGCUGCUGGGAAAUCAAAUGGAUCGGCAUCAACAAAAAUUGCCAUGGCACAAAGACAAAUAUUGGGUAUAAGAAAAUAA
Molecule: messenger RNA, 3129 nt
Organism: Musca vetustissima
Lineage: Eukaryota; Metazoa; Arthropoda; Insecta; Diptera; Muscidae
Exons: 1
Coding region: 1-3129 (1042 amino acids)
Source: RefSeq, a predicted model, not a curated record